Molecule: messenger RNA, 1604 nt
Organism: Ananas comosus (pineapple)
Lineage: Eukaryota; Viridiplantae; Streptophyta; Magnoliopsida; Poales; Bromeliaceae
Exons: 7
Coding region: 193-1176 (327 amino acids)
Source: RefSeq, a predicted model, not a curated record
UCUUCUAGUCCAUUCUAUUUGUAUCCCGACCACCGACCCUAUUCUCUCUCAAAUUUUCCUUUUCCUGUACUCUCUAUCGCUAUUUCGCGUAAGCAAAUUACAACCAGAGAGCGCGCGGUCCCGAUUCUCCGUGCCCUCCCCGUUGCUCUCGGUUCUGCCUCCAUUCUCAAGCGGGAACACCAAAGUGAUAAAAUGGAGAGAGGAAGAGGAGGGAGGGACGAUUUCUUUGGGUUUGGGGAUCCUUUCCCUGGAUUCGGCGUCGGGAGGUCGGGGAGCUUGAUCGCCAGCUUGUUCGGUGGGAGAGACCCCUUCGACGACCCUUUCUUUAAUCGGCCCUUCGGGAGCUUGAUGGGCCCCAGCAUUUUUGGGGGCCCCAGCGUGUUUGCGCCGGGCAGGAGCAUGUUCGGAGAGACGGCCGAUGCCCGGUUCCUCGAGGAGGCUCCUCUUCCUGCUCGGUCAGGAGGGCCGGUUAUCAGGGAGGUUUCCGAUGACGAUGAGGAUAAGGAGGAUGUAGCAGAGGAGGACACGAAUGAGGGAGAACGGAGACACGGGCGGUCGGGCGGGCAACCGAUUGUUCAAGAACCCGAUGAAGAAACCCAAGAGAUGAAGAAUCCGCAUGUACAAUAUGGUGGUGGCGAAUUCAGCAGGGCUAGUGUGGCUCAGCCGCAGGCUCGUACUUGUACUUUCCGGAGCUCUACCGUGACGUAUGGCGGUCCUAAUGGUGCUUACUACACCUCCUCUACUACUAGAAGGACAGGUGGUGAUGGAAUUACUGUGGAAGAGAGCAAGGAAGCAGAUGCAACCUCUGGGAGAGCCGCCCAUAGAAUCUCUCGUGGAAUUCAUGAUAAGGGGCAUUCAGUGACAAGAAGAUUGGGUUCUGAUGGGAGAGUAGACACCACACAGACAUUGCACAACCUAAAUGAAGAUGAGUUGGCUGGGUUUGAGGAAACUUGGAGAGGGAAUGCGAGGCAGCACUUUCCAGGUUGGAAUCCUGGAUUUGGCAUGCUUGAUAGCGGCAGUUCAAGAAAUCGUAGUAGCACUGAGGGGCGAGAUCAAGAUCGAGCAACAGGAUGGGCACUUCCAGCGGCAGAGCAAGCACACCAUUUCGCAAGGAUGGGAUCAGGUGCACGUACCAAUUCUUCCCGAGGUCGAGUCCGAACAGUUGUUAUUGAAUGAGGCACCGGACAGCGUAUCAGCUUCUCGUGACCACCGAUCCUUUGUUUCGUUGAAUGCUUUUCUAUUCAAGAGUUACUCAUUUGCUUGCUGUAGACUUUUUAAGUAUUUGUUGUCCACUUCGUACCUCUCCUGAUCCAGUUAAGGUGCUUCCCAAGUUUCCGUGUUUCAUUUGUGUAGCGGUGUUUCCUGAGCAGGCUGUAAGCUCUUACUAGGAUGUUGCUGUUGGGAAAGCCGAAACUUCGAAUACAUUAGAAAUUGGUGUAAUGAGUGUUUAUAUGGUAGCAUGUACGGUUGAGGAGUCUGUUUGAAAACUACUGAAACAUUUCCGGUCUUUUCUGUUAAUCUAGUACUAGAAAUGUUGUGUUCCAAUACAGCAUUGAUCUGUUCCGGAAGACUUGUAAGAAAUAUUGUUCGUCUUUCUCUCUCUC